Corticium candelabrum is the source of this 5246-nucleotide messenger RNA. Its product is annotated as protein TALPID3-like. The transcript is spliced from 18 exons. Gene Ontology annotation, biological process: smoothened signaling pathway. The record is from RefSeq and is a predicted model, not a curated record. Gene Ontology annotation, cellular component: ciliary basal body; centriole. NCBI's taxonomy places the organism in Eukaryota, Metazoa, Porifera, Homoscleromorpha, Homosclerophorida, Plakinidae. The coding region runs from base 93 to 5240 and encodes 1715 amino acids.
ACUAGCCCAUAGUCUUGAAAUCGUGGCGCGCGUGCAGUUGUGAUUGUUGAAAGAACUGUUUAUUUCAGCACGCAGGCUUACUUGAAGUCAAAAUGUCUGCAAAAGUCAUUGCUCAUGAGAGCUCAGCAAAUCAACUGCUAACAGUUACUUUAGCGGCUGUCAGCUCGCUAGAGAAAGGAGGAGAAUAUGAUGAGAUUUCCGACAGAGACAGAGAUGAUACGUCACGUGGUCAUCCAUCUACUAGCUGCCUAGAUGCUGUGAAGAAGUCAGACCAGCCAGAGCUGGUUAUUGUUGGCCCUGAAAUACCUAGUUCUUCGUCGCUGUCUCAGUAUUUCUCUACAGACGGUCAUUCAGCUGCUAGCAGCAGGAGUGUAAUCUCAGAAUCGAGUUCAAGUCAUUCUGUUAGGAUGGCAGCAAACAAGCUGAGAGAAAGAGAAUCUCCAUUUGCUGCUCGUGCCAAAUGCGUUGUCGACGACAUGGAUAAUGUAAGCACGCCUGCAGCAUUGAUAAAUCAAGCUAAGUGUGUUGAUGAAAACAACAGACAAGAUGUGGAAGCCAGACAAAACCCCAGAUGUAGUUUACAGCAAGGAUUUUCUACAGAACAAACAUUACCAGCAUCAGCACAAGUGCAACCAUUGACUGAAAACAAUUCUGAACUAAUUGUCUCAUCAUGGGCUUUAGAUUCUGGGGAGAAAAAAUUGCUAGAAGAGUUUUCAAAAAGAAAUCAAAGGAGGAAGACAGAAUUGAAGCCAGCAGUACAGGCUUGCUUUCACAAACGAUUAUCAAAUCCUAAUAGUCAAAUUCAGAAUGAGAAACCAUCAACUCAAACAGGUGAUUCUUCUUCAGUGGCCACUGCUGCUGCAGCUGCAGCAGCAUCUGCUGCUGUUGCUUCAUCUAGUCAAUACCUUCAAACAGUUCAUGCUCUGGAAUCAAAGGUUACUGGCCUUGUUUCUCAUCUGAAAUCAAUGAAAGACACCUAUCAAACAGAAAUGACAGUACAGCAGAGGAAUCUUCAGAAGCAGAUUGAUCGACACACACAGUUGAGACUAGAGCAAUUGGAACGACUAGGAGAACAACAGAGUAGGCUAGAGACACAAAUUGCUUCUGUUUUGUUAGCAAGAGGAGGACAAAGACAGACAACAGGUGAUGAGGGCGGAGCAAAGAAAAGUGUAUCUCUAAUCAGCAGAGGUAUUCAAAGCAGUCCUCUAGAAAUAGAUGAAAACACUCCUCCAAGGUUGCAGGGAGUGAGUCAUCAAAACAGGCGGAAAUUGCUGGGCAGAAACGGAGAUAAUGCAGCUGCACCUUUACUAGACACUCUUUAUGCACCUGCACCAGUUGCACCUAUUGUGAUAGACAGACAGUUGACUGAUGGGAAUGUUGGUAUGUCUCGAGCUGAUGAAAGACCAGACACUGGGAAGCCAUCACUGGAUGAGAGCAAUAAAACAGGAGAGAUCUUUAGUAAAAAGUCAACAGACGACGAGGAAUCCGAAAGAAACGUUCGUGUGGCUCACUGGCAGCCUUCCCGUGAUCGAAUUAGAAAAAUGGAAAGUGUAUUGGAGACUAUGCAGAACGAACUGGUGGAGUUACGUCAGGGAACAGACCAGUGGCGCCAGAGAUUAGAAGAUAGAAAGGUGACUGCAAACAGACCGACUUGGCUUCCCAUCUCUCCUAACGAUCAGUUAAAUGCAGUGGAACAUAUUGUAGAACAAUGUGAAAUUUCACGUCGUAACCUGGAGUAUAACAUAGCCAGCGUAAUUCGGCAACAAAACCAACGUUUCUGGCGUGAAGGGACAGUUGAUGAUGAUGACGACGACAGGAUAUUGAUUAACAGCGUCGAACAGGUGAAACGUGCAGUAGACAAGAAUAUUGCUGCGGUGUCUAAAGAUAUCAAGGACGAGCUGGCCGCUUACGCCGUCGUUCCUACGUCAAACACGAACGUAGCGGUUACAAGAAGACAAGGAGCAUCGAAAGGGUUUUCGAAGAGACGAUCAAAGAGCCAAUCUGGUAAGGUACUCAGAGAGACGCAGAAAGGUUCUAUACGAAAACUACUUGGCAAGAAGUCGUCUGAGCAGGAAGCAAUAGCAGAACGUUUUGUGGGGAACAAGACAAAGUUUACUGUUCCCCAAGUGCUCGGCGGUGACGAACGGUACCGUUUGCAAAGAUCAAAAACCGUUUCUUUUGCGCGGCGCAACCGCAUUCCGUCCAAUGUCGAGAGAAACUGGGACAAUGAGAGACGCUCCAUCAGACAUUCUCAACUGGUUGAACAUGCAGUCGGACAAGCUCGUGAUUACAAGGUAGUAGCUCUUGCGUUGGCCCCACCGCGUCGCACUGCGCUAGCCGGUUGGGAUAAAGCAGAAAAAGACGACAUGUCGGAGAGUAAUGAACCGUCCCUUCCUUUAAAGAAGAGUGUGUUUAUUCAAACUAGAGAUGAAGCAACUGAAGGAAACGGUCACAUAGACAAAACCGCCUUUGCUCGGUCAAAGAGACGGCCAGAGCUUAGUAAACAAGUUCUUUCUCCUAUUGUUAUUGACUCUACGUCGUUGCAUUCUGACUCUGUUUCCUAUCCUUCUCGCUCUUCUGUGAAAUCUGCUGAAUGCGGCGAACAAGAGAAAACACGAGAUCAGGUUGUUUCUGCAGAGGAAGAUCAGUUUGACCACUACUUGACGGUGAGGGAAGUUUUCACGGAUUCGCCGGACGUCCAGAUGGAUGAGGAACAGAAGUCUUCCGAGUUGGAAAAUAACGAAGAGGACAUUGAUUUAGAGAAGAAGUGUCAUGACAUCUGUAAUGAUUUUCCUUUACCUCAAGAAAUAUCAAUGCAUGGAGAGAUACAUCAACGGUCAAGCCGUCAGAACACAGGACCAACGUUUCCUCCAGUUCCGCAAACGACCAUUCCAAGUCAUUCUAAUGUAGAUGACAUGGAUGGGACAGGUGAUAUUACAGUUGAACAGCGAAUCUGUGAAUGGGUAGAACAAGAACUGUUGGCUCAGCUUUUUAGUCAUAUGGAUCCUCCUGGUCCAGACCAUCACCUGGCUAUGCAAAAUUUCAGUCCGGGUAGCUCAGUGAGUAGGGAAUCAACGUCUUCGUCAGACCAUACGCACGGUAAUGGCAUAUCAACACGUCUGUCUUACAGAGUUAAACGUGUCUGCUCCAAGCAAUGUGUUUGUUUUUUCGCGAAUAUGUUUUUAGUUAGUCUGAUAAAUGGACGAAUUGUGCAGCUGUUUGUUGACGCCGGUCUAGACGUGGACGUGAGAUUUAUUGAGGAAAUAGCAGGUGGAGUGAUAUGUGACAUGCUACUAGCCUGCCUUGGCCAAUGUUCACUGGUGGUGCCAGCGGUUGCUCUCAGUGAGCACGCGGUCAGUAGUAUAUACCCAGAGACAAAUGGUACUCCGGUAGCGUCCGAAUCCGGAGAUGAAUUGCCGACUCCAAUCCCAACGCGUUCUCAGUCUCCCGUUUGCGCUCAGAUCGCAGUAGAUGCAACCACACAUGACGGAAUAGCGCAGGUAACGCCACCGUCUACCCCACUUGAGAUUGAGGAAACAUCUGUUGAAGAGAGAUUGACAGAAGUGGCAGAUGCCUUGAAAACUUCCAAAAAUAUUGACUUGCAACAGUUGCCGUUUGUGUUCAACGUAGCUGAAGGCGAAGACGUUGGAACACCCGCCGAUAGCGUCAUCAGCCGACUGUCAAACAGUGGAGGUGAUGAAGUAUCAGACAAUAAAGUUCCAACACCAUUGGAAUCUGUUUCCAGCCAAGCCCAGUCUGUGGCAUCUCAAGAUGAAUUGGAAUUAUCCAGGUCGGUAGAUUUCGUAGUAGCCGAGACUCAGACAUCACAACAAUACUUGCCACAACAAGAAACGACGGAGCACCACAGCCGGCACUCAUUAAGUGGCACCUCUACUUCAACGAGCUCACCAACAUCAAUACAUUCCAAAUCCUCUGAUCCAAUAGUUGUGACUAGCGAUGCCACGACCACGUUAAGUACAGAUCCUGAAAUUUCAGAAGGUGAAUAUCUCUUAGCUCAUACUGAGGCAAGAAGUGAUCCUGUAAUGGCCAGCUGUGAAGUACCGGAGGUGAGUGAGGGGGAAUUUGCUGCAUCACCGGGGGAUAUACGGUACAUGAGAGGAAAAACAAGAAGCGAAAUUACGUCCCAAUCAUUGCGUUACCACCAGGAUGUGGAGGGUGGUGUUCAUACCCUCAUGAAAGCCUUUUUAGACACAUCACCUGUGGAGAACAUGCUCAGUGAGAGUAGCUCCUCAUCAGAGCCCCGCAGACCUAAGAAAUCACGACGACGGGUCAGUCGGGAAGCACUCUCUCUUCGUGGUCUUGUUUUACGUGUUGAGGAACCCAUUCAACAACAAAAUGUCCGAAAUUAUUUGAGAUUAGAUGGACGCAGUGGCCAUGGUGAUGAUGAUGGCGGUAGUGAACAAGAACAAGAUAUUAGUGUGGGACAAGUGGUCAGCUCUGCAGCUUCUCGUCAGCAGCCUGGGAAGGUUGCGACUGGUCAAACGGAAUGUGAUCGUCCAGAAGAUUUGUCAUAUGGGGAAGUGGUACAAAGAGACGUAGUGAGAGAUGUAAUUGCACUCAGCAUAGCUGACAGAGCAUCUGCGGAGCUAGCGUCGGCUCACUCUCCUGGAGAGAUCAAACGGGCAGCUCCGACUAAUGAGAGAGGAACCGGUACCAGUACUGUAGCUGCUUUCUCCACCACUCAGAUGGACUUUCCUUUGGAUGAUUGCCCCUCAGCAAGCGGAUCCCCUGAUAGCCUGGCUUUGGCUCAAGCGGCUUUUCAUGAAGUUCAAAGUACACUUCCCGCGUCUCCACACUCUGACAAUGAAGUUGGGUGCGCUGGGCAAGUUGCACCGCAGAGGCAGACAGAAUUGGACGGGGCAUUGUCAGCAGUAACUAGCGAGAGUACUCUAAAACAAGACGGUCGAUCUCUUAGAAGCCUCUUUUCUAAGCCUAAGCGUUCGCAACGUCAAGGACGAUUGCAACUUAGGGAAACGGCGCAUCUACCAUCCGUGCUUCAACAAGCACCUCGUAGAUUGCAGCUAGUGCAGCCUCGAGAUGUGCAAAAGCUUCAGCCAUCACGUACGGCAGAGAGAAGUGGAAGGCCUAUACAAUCAUCGGAUUUAUCACAUCAAGUCGACGUCAACGUUCCCAGUGGUCCAGGACACCCAGCAGAUGAUCUUGAAGAUGACACCUACGGGGACCUAUCAUCAAUAUCAAUAUCAGGUGGAGACUUCUAAGUAAGU